CUGGAAGCCGGAAGCAGGCGAAGUCGAGCCGACUCGGAGCUUCUCGGCGGAAGGGAAAGCCCAGGGCCGGUCCCUCGCAGCGCCCCAGCCGCCGGGUCGCGAGCUCUCCGCGACAGUGCGGGGCCAUGGGGACUCCGCGCCGCGGGCCACCAGUCGUGCCGGGGCCCCUGCUGGGGCGGCUACUGCUGUCCCUGCUCCUGAGCGGGCUGGCCCCGGUUCGCGCCUCCCCGCGGCUCCUGGACUACCCGGCGCCGGUCUGCUCCCAGCAGGGGCUAAACUGCAUAGUCAAGAAUAGUACCUGCCUGGAUGACAGCUGGAUCCACCUUCGAAAUCUGACCCCUUCAUCCCCAAAGGAUGUCCAGGUCCACCUGGACUUUGUCCAGACCCAGCAUGGAGACCUACUGCCUGUAGCUGGCAUCAGAUGGACCCUGCAGACAGAUGCCAGCAUCCUCUACCUGGAGGGUGCAGAGUUGUCUGUCCUGCAGCUGAACACCAAUGAACGUUUGUGUGUCAAGUUUGAGUUUCUGACCAGACUGAAGCAUCAUCAUAAGCGGUGGCAUUUUACCUUCAGCCACUUUGUGGUAGAACCUGGCCAGGAGUAUGAGGUGACUGUUCACCACCUGCCCAAACCCAUCCCUGAUGGUGACCCAAACCACCAGUCCAGGAACUUUCCCGUACCUGGCUGCGAAGACCCCAGGAUGAAGAUGAUCACACCAUGCGUGGGCUCAGGCAGCCUGUGGGACCCCAACAUCACCGUGGAGACCCUGGAGGCCCGCCAGCUGUGGGUGAGCUUCACCCUGUGGAAUGAAUCUACCCAUUACCAGAUCCUGCUGACCAGUUUUCCACACACGGAGAACCACAGCUGCUUCCAGCACACACUGAUGGUGCCCGAGCCUGCGUACCAGGCCUCCCGCCAGCGGUCCAAUGUCACGCUCACCCUGUCAGAUUCUAAUUGGUGCUGCCGCCACCGAGUACAGAUCCAGCCCUUCUUCAGUAGCUGUCUAAACGACUGCCUCAGACACUCCAUAACUGUACCCUGCCCGGAAAUUCCAGAUCCUCCAGUCUCAAUCGCAGACUAUAUACCCCUGUGGGUGUACGGGUUCAUCACGGGCAUCUCCAUCCUGCUGGUGGGUUCCGUCAUCCUGCUGAUCAUCUGCAUGACCUGGAGGCUACCCAGGUCUCGUGAAAAAUACGGGAAUGACACCAAAUGUACAGAUGUCCUGCCCAAGAGCAGCCUGACGCCCCCACCCCUGAAGCCCAGGAAGGUCUGGAUCGUCUACUCAGCUGACCACCCCCUCUACGUGGAUGUGGUCCUAAAGUUCGCCCAGUUCCUGCUCACCGUCUGUGGCACCGAAGUGGCCCUUGACCUGCUGCAGGAGCAGGUCAUCUCAGAGGUGGGGAUCAUGACCUGGGUGGGCCGCCAGAAGCAGGAAAUGGUAGAGACCAACUCCAAGAUCAUCAUCCUGUGCUCCCGAGGCACCCGCGCCAAGUGGCAGGCCAUCCUCGGCUGGGAGGAGCCUGCUGUCCAGCUUCGGUGUGACUGCUGGAAGCCCGGGGGUGACCUCUUCACAGCGGCCAUGAACAUGAUCCUGCCAGACUUUAAGAAGCCAGCCUGCUUCGGCACCUACAUUGUCUGCUACUUCCGUGACAUCAGCAGUGAGAGUGAUAUUCCUGACCUCUUCAACAUCACUCCCAGGUACCCACUCAUGGACAAAUUUGAGGAAGUUUACUUCCGAAUCCAGGACCUGGAGAUGUUUGAACCCGGCCGGAUGCACCGCGUUGGGGAGCUCACGGGUGAGAACUACCUGCGGAGCCCCAGUGGCUGGCUGCUGAAGGAGGCCGUGGAGAGGUUCCGGGAGUGGCAGGCUCAGUGCCCUGACUGGUUCGAGCGCGAGAACCUUUGCUCCGCAGAGGACCAGGACCUCCCAUCCCUGGAUGAAGAGGUGUUUGAAGAGCCGCUGCUGCCACCGGGAGGAGGGAUCAUCAAGCAAAAGCCCCUGGUGCAGGAACCUGCCUCCGAGGGCUGCCUGGUGCUCGAUCUGCGCGUCUGUGAGGAAGGAAGGGGAAUGUCCCGGCUGGAACCUCAAGUUCAGCCCCAGGGAGAGCCGGCAGCCCUGACGCUCCAGACAGAGGUGCUCCCUGUGGAGGAGGCGCCUCCAACUCAGGCAGUACAGCCUGUCCCUCAAGCCACCGGGAGCAGCACAGCCAGCCGCUUGGCCGUGGUAGAGGGAGAUGAGGCCUGGCCGCUGUUGGAGGGCCACGGCCCUCGGCGGAACAGCAUCCUCUUCCCCGUGGACUCAGAGGACCCACCCCUCUGCAGCACGCCUAGGGCAUCGCCCAGCCACCUCCCGGAAGACGUGAGGGAACAGCUCGAAGGCCUGAUGUUCUCACUCUUCCAACAGAGUCUGGGCUGCCAGGACCAGGAGGGCUGGGAGAGCGCCGCAGCAGCCCUCAAAGACCUGUACGCUCCCUGUGAGGAUGGGCAGCGACAGUCAGUGCAGUCCGACCAGGGCUACAUCUCCAGGAGCUCCCCGCAGCCCCCUGAAGGACUCCUGGAAAUGGAGGAGGAGGGAGAAAAGCAGGACCUGGGGAGGUCAGCCAAGCAGCUCUCGCCUGAGGACCUAGAGAGCCUGAGAAGCCUCCAGCGGCAACUUUUCUUCCAAGAGCUUCAGAAGAACUCUGGCUGGGACGGUAUGGAGCCCGAGAUGCCAUAGGGCCUCCUUAGACCCCGAGUGUUGGGAGAAGGGUGUGUGUAUGUACACAAGUGUGCACAUGAGUGUCUGUAUGUAUACAUAUGUCCGUGUGUGAAAUGUUUGCCUUUGAAGUGUUAACCUCUUGAUCCCUGGGCAUCCCCCUUAAUUUUCUUUCUCUGACCCUCUGGUCAUGAUGUCUCUUCCCCACAAGAAUCCACAGCCCAUUCCCAGGAGCUAGUGACAAGGUGUCCUUGAGUCUCCACCAUUCAUUCAUUCGUUAAUUCUUUCAUUCAUUCAGCAUUUAUCUUGCACCUCUUAUGUGCCAGGCAUCUGAGAUACAAAGGUAAAUUGCAGGAGAUACUGGCCCCAGCCACGGAGGGGCUUAACAUCUAGUGAGAGCAACAGAUUAGCAAACAGGAUGGUCAUGAGCGAAGUAAGGCCAUUGUAGAGGUCUGCCCAGGGCUAUGAAAAUACAAAGAAGGGAAACCUGGGCCAAGACACUGUGAUUGCAGAAGGCAGCAGGUGGGGUGAGGGCUGGAGCAGUAAGAGAGGUGGUGGAGAGGCAGCUAGAGCCCCAGUUGGAGAAGGCAUGUGGGCCAGGCUGGGGUUUGGGACAUCAGCCCUGUGGCCUAGGAUUCCUUUGAUAUGGGAAGCUGCUGCUCUGCAGAGAAGGAGGCUGAGGACCAGACAUACCUGAAAGCCACCUCAGCUCAGUUUUGGAAAGAGACAGGAUGGAAAUGUGUGGUGUGAAACCUAACAGCAUUCAACGGGGAGAAAAGUCUGAAAUCCUGAGCCCCUGUUUUGGCACUCAGUCAAAGACAGGGAGGGACUGCGUGAGCGGGCCCCUGGGCAGCAGCCCCCCAUCCACACACCUCUUGCCCCCCGUGAGCACAGGAAGCACCAGAGCUGGGCGCCCAAGACUGAGUAUGAGAUACGGACCUCAUAUCAGGGUGGGCAGAGAGGGGCAGGGCAGGAGUUAGAGGGCUGGCAGAAGCAGGCCUCUUUGAGGAGAGAGGAAAGUGUACCACUCUGUCUUUAAAAGUCUGAGUUGGUUCAAAGAGGAGAGAUGCUAAGGCCCAGUGUUUGAAGAAGUGGUUCCUGAAAGUGCCUCCUUUGGAGAAACUGAAGGCUUUGUCCCUCUGGGGUCCUGGCAAGCACACUGGGAUGCCAUCUGACCCUGGAGUGGAGUCACAGCUCCAAGCUUCAGUGAAGGGGUGAGGAUUCUGGCACGUAAUGGGAAACCAAGUAUCACAGGUUACCUGUGUGUAUGCCACACCCAUGCAUAUGUGUGCACAAAAGGAAGAUUAUCAAUAAAAGAAUGAAUAAAUGUGUUAACUCUGGUUAGAAUUCUGGGUAGGUACUUUGAGUUCCAUGUUACUAUGGGUCAAGAGUUCCUAGCUGUAGAGUCCUUUCCAGUGGUGCAAUUUCACCUCAUAGUGGCAGCGGCAUCAGGCCUAAGUCCCAGACAGAGUGUGGCCCAUACACAGCCUGACAGCAGGACCAGGUAAGGUGUCUGUGCACCUCCAGAAUACUUACAUUGACACCUAAUCCCCAGUGUGACGGUUGUGGAGGGACAGGUGAUGAGGUCACGUGGAUGGAGCCCCAGACUUCCUCCCUUCUGCCACGUGAGGGCCCAGCGAGAUGGUUUGUGAACCAGGAAGCAUGCUCUCACCAGACACCCAAUCUGCCAGCUCCUUGAUCUUGGACUUGCCAGCCUCUAGAACUGUGAGAAAUAAAUUUCUGCAUUUAUAAGCA
Leopardus geoffroyi (Geoffroy's cat) is the source of this 4448-nucleotide messenger RNA. RefSeq names its product interleukin 17 receptor A (gene IL17RA). Gene Ontology annotation, molecular function: interleukin-17 receptor activity. The transcript is spliced from 13 exons. The record is from RefSeq and is a predicted model, not a curated record. The coding region runs from base 126 to 2714 and encodes 862 amino acids. Lineage: Eukaryota; Metazoa; Chordata; Mammalia; Carnivora; Felidae.